This is a messenger RNA of Chlorella variabilis, 411 nucleotides long. RefSeq lists its product as hypothetical. The annotation marks the transcript as partial. Gene Ontology annotation, molecular function: ferrous iron binding; 2 iron, 2 sulfur cluster binding. Gene Ontology annotation, cellular component: mitochondrial matrix; cytoplasm. The transcript has 2 exons. Lineage: Eukaryota; Viridiplantae; Chlorophyta; Trebouxiophyceae; Chlorellales; Chlorellaceae. Gene Ontology annotation, biological process: iron-sulfur cluster assembly; intracellular iron ion homeostasis. The record is from RefSeq and is a predicted model, not a curated record.
GUGGUGGACCACUACGAGAAGCCGCGCAACGUGGGCAGCUUUGACAAGACCGAUCCCAACGUGGGCACGGGGCUGGUGGGCGCGCCCGCGUGCGGCGACGUAAUGAAGCUCCAGAUCAAGGUGGACGAGCACGGCAACAUCGUGGACAGCUGCUUCAAGACCUUUGGCUGCGGCUCCGCCAUUGCCAGCAGCAGCGUGGCCACCGAGUGGAUCAAGGGCAAGGCGGUGGAGGACGUGCUGACCAUCAAGAACAGCGACAUCGCCAAGCACCUCAGCCUGCCGCCCGUCAAGCUGCACUGCAGCAUGCUGGCAGAGGACGCCAUCAAGGCGGCGGUCAAGGACUGGAAGCAGAAGCGCAGCAACGCGGAGGGCGGCGCCCAGCAGCAGCAGCAGCAGGCGGCCAGCGCCUGA